GCACAGCUCUAAUGAUAAUAGAAGCAACUACAACAAUAUGAUUGUUGUUCAAAUCCGAAAAACAUACGUUCCUUAAAUAUUAUUCACGGCUAUUUUAAACCCUAAAGACAGCAUUUAAUGUAAAGAUGACAACUGACGAGAGUAUUAUGACAGAGAUGUUGGAUCGUGCAACGAAUCCAACAAAAGAUCGUGUCGAUGAACUCGGCGUACAAAUGUUUUGCAUUGUUGUGCGCAGCAAUAGUCAACUGGUGCACAAGGCUCAGUCCAUGAUUGUUGCUAAGGUGCAUUCGAGCAAUAUAAAGGAGGCGACGCGAGCAAUUGCGCUGUUGGAGGAAUGCAUGACACAGUGCGGCGAUGUGUUCCAGGAGGAGGCGGCGAAAUUUCGUUUUCUAAAUGAGCUAAUCCGGUUGGUGUCCAAGAAAUACGAUGGAGCUGAGACGCCGCUUGUGGUGAAGCAGCGGAUCAUGGAAUGCUUGCUGCUGUGGACGACCGAGUUUCCGCAACGCCAAAAGAUCCGUGAUGCAUACGAAAUGCUGCGCAAGGAGGGCGAAAUCGAUCACGGCCAAACGGCCGCUGCGUUGGCCAAACGUGAGAGCGUGCUCAGCACCAUUGAUGAGGCCAUGUUUGUCAAGCUGAUCAAGAGCAAGGAUCCGGAGAACUUGAAGCGUGCCAAUCUCUUGGUGCAAUAUCGCAUAGCGCAGGAGGCGCGUCGCAACGAUCUGCUGGCACAACAUCGGCUAGUUCUGGUCGAGGUGCAAGAGACGAUGCAGCUGCUCAAUCAAAUGCUAGACAGCUACAAUCCCGACGAUUGUGAUGUCAAUGAGACCAUACACGAGCUCUACCGAAACUGCAAGAAGCAUAAGCCCAUCUUUCAGCAUUUGCCCGAGCUGUUGGGCGACACGGAUACACAGCUAAUAGAAGACACGCUGGUGACCAAUGAGGCCUUGGUGGCGACUAUGGCACGCUUCAAGCAGCUGGUGUCGUCUCCAGCCAAGAGUGCAGCUUCGGCUACGACUCUGGCCAAUCAACCUGCAGCUACUACUGCCACAGCUAGUGCCUCUAAAGCAGCAGGAGCAGCAGCAACGACAGCACCUCACGCCAGCAAUGCAACAUUGAUCAACGAACUUUUAGGUGACCUGCUGCUGGAUGGUGCAGAGCCCGUCGUGGCCAGCGCACCCAUUCCAACUACCACUCCAAAAAAGACUAAUGUUCUGGAGGAUCUCAGUGAAAUCUUCAGCAGCGCCCUGGCCGAAAGCGCAACCAAAAAGGAGCAGCAGCAAGAACCAUUUCAGCUGGCUGGCAACGGCGAGCUGCUCUCCCCGCAGGUGCUCAGCUCAACAAAAAGCGACAAUAAUGGUGCUACGGCCAAUGGCAGUGGCGCUGCUGGGGAUGCGGAGGCGGAUGUCAAGCAGGUUGGGGCUCUGCGCAAAAUGCCCGAAAUCGAUAUGCUGAGCGAAAAGCUAUUUGAGCAGAUACUGCCAUCACAGGAGCGCAUGAGCACUUUUAAGCGUGAACCAGAGAAAUUAACGCUCAACGAUUUGGCGCGCGAGCGCAUUCAAGUGAAGCCAGCAGAGAAGCCAACGCCAGAGGCUGUUGAUGAUGUGCCAUUGCUGAGUGCUACACCGAGGCCGUCACAGCCACAGACACAGCCUAUGGCCCAACCUCAAGUGGAACUACAGCCCGUAAAAGAGGUGAUUGUGGAGGCGCCGCCAGCUGCUAUAAAGCAAGUGAAGCACCUUAGCGAGAUCAGCGUUGAGCUGGACAAUAUUCAGGGCAUUGGGGAGGAGCGCGUUAUGCUGGACGAUGACGAUUUGCAGCUGUGCCUCAAUAUUACGGACGAGCGGCCCAGUAGCAAUGUGUCCGUAAUUGUGAUAUCGGCCCAAAACAAGAGCCGCCAGCCCGUCAAAGACUUUCAAUUCGAGGCGAGCGUUAAAAAGCCCUGUAAGGUGCGCUUGUUGCCGCCCACGGGCACCGUAAUGCCCGGACACAAACCGUUCCGGCCUUCGCCCCCCAUCAACCAAGUGAUGCUGCUGCUGAAUCCCACCGGCAAGCCGGUGGAUGUUACCUGCAUUGUGGGCUACAGGCUAGGCGACGAUCCAGAUCCCAUCAAGGAGUCAAUUGUCGCCCAAGGCAUUCCCUAUGUGGAGUAAACAUGUCAAUUGAAUUGAAUUGCGUAUCGUUUCGUUUUGGCA
Messenger RNA from Drosophila navojoa, 2192 nucleotides. It is a transcript of the gene Gga, whose product is annotated as ADP-ribosylation factor-binding protein Gga. Gene Ontology annotation, molecular function: phosphatidylinositol binding; ubiquitin binding; small GTPase binding. NCBI's taxonomy places the organism in Eukaryota, Metazoa, Arthropoda, Insecta, Diptera, Drosophilidae. Gene Ontology annotation, biological process: protein localization to cell surface; Golgi to plasma membrane transport; intracellular protein transport. Gene Ontology annotation, cellular component: trans-Golgi network. The record is from RefSeq and is a predicted model, not a curated record.